AAAGUUAAUUUUAUAAUCCGCGGUCUUAAACAUGGCUACGCGUUCUUUAUGGGGAGUUGCGGCCAAAUGUAUUGCGGCGAGCACUGCCGUCGCCGGCGGAUCUGCCGGCGCCACCAUUUUAACCUCCGACGAUCCUCCGGCGACGCUUAAACUUUGGACCAAUGUCCCUGUACGCCUCUUUCGCAACGCUUCUACCGCCGCUAGCAUCGUCUUCGAUUAUGAAUAUUCUCUGAUGGGAUUACCAGAUGGGAGCACGGAGUAUUCAAAAAUGAAACAUAAAGUUCAUCUUAGAAGUGCUCUUAAGCUCCAAGAUCUAUGCUUCAGAAAUGGAGGAAUAUAUAUUAAGCUUGGUCAACAUAUUGGUCAAUUGGAAUAUCUAGUGCCUGAAGAGUAUGUAAAAACAAUGAGGGAGUCUAUGCUGAAUAAAUGUCCGGUUUCAUCAUAUGAUCAAGUGUGUGACGUUAUAAAGAAGGAGCUUGGAGGGAUGCCAGAUGAAAUUUUUGCCAAAUUUGAUCCUGCUCCCAUAGCAAGCGCUUCCCUUGCACAAGUUCAUGUUGCACUGCUGCGUAAUGGCCAAAAAGUCGCUGUGAAGGUACAGCAUGCUCACAUGACUGAUACUGCGGCUGCAGAUUAUGCAACUGUGGAGCUGAUUGUAAACACUCUUCAUCGGUUGUUUCCCAAUUUUGAUUAUAGGUGGUUGGUCGCUGAAGUUCGAGAAAGCUUGCCUAAGGAACUAGACUUCUUGGUGGAGGCACAGAACAGUAAAAAAUGUUUGCAUAAUUUUCAAAAACUAUCACCACAUAUAUCAGACAGUAUAUAUGUUCCAUUGGUCUACUGGAACAUGAGUACCAAAAAAUUGCUAACUAUGGAGUAUAUAGAUGGUGUCCAAAUUGAUGAUGUGAAGGGCAUUUGGAAAAUGGGAAUUCUACCAUACGAUGUUUCUAGACUGAUUAGCGAGGCUUUUGCAGAGAUGAUUUACAAACAUGGAUUUGUGCACUGUGAUCCACAUGCAGCCAACUUGAUAGUUCGCCCAUCGCCUUCAGGCAAAAGAAAUAUAUUAGGCAAGAGAAAACCACAGUUGGUACUUUUGGACCAUGGUCUAUAUAAAGAACUUGACUUUGAUACCAGAGUAAACUAUGCUGCAUUGUGGAAGGGGUUGGUGUUUUCUGAUGAAAAGGCUAUAAGAGAAAAUAGUGCAAAGCUAGGUGCUGGGGAUGACCUCUAUGCACUAUUUGCCGGUAUUCUGACAAUGAGGCCUUGGAAUAGGGUCAUUGAUACCUCAGUUGAUCAUUUGAUGAUACAGGGGACAGAGAAUGAUCGAUCAGAACUCCAGAUGUAUGCAUCCCAGUACUUCCCUCAGAUCUCAGAACUUUUGAGGAGGCUGCCUCGUGUGAUUUUGUUGAUGCUGAAGACCAAUGAUUGCUUGCGAUCAGUCAACAAUGUUUUGCUGCAAGGAUCCUCUUUGGAUACAUUCUUGAUCAUUGGUCGGGUUUCUUCCGAAGCAGUCAUUCAGGCAAAGUUGAUGAAAAAGAAAUCUCUGAUAACAAGGCUAAUUGUCUGGCUGGAAGGGAUUAUUUUAAGAGCUCGACUUCUGGGAAUGCACUUUGGUAUAUGGUUGUUGCACUUUCAGAAAAUUUUGCUAUAUAGAAAAUCUUUGGGCUGCUGAAUGCUAGUUUCCACAGCUAAAAUUGCAGGCUGCAGGCAUUCACUUUUUGUUUCAGUUACACAAGCAUGUUAUUUUGGCCUAAGCCAACUGAUUACAAUUACAACCAUUAUUUAGAAUUACAGUGAAUAUAAUUGAAUUGAAUACAUCAUUCAUUAUUUAAUUAAUUCAAUAUUGAACAAACCCCAAUAGGUCGAAAGAGGGGUCCUUACAUUGUAAUUGACAAAUGACAAGCAUAGAUUAUAAAUAAUGCAUUGCUGCUGCGCAGCAGUAUUGAACCA
Chenopodium quinoa (quinoa) is the source of this 1944-nucleotide messenger RNA. RefSeq names its product putative ABC1 protein At2g40090. Gene Ontology annotation, biological process: lipid homeostasis; mitochondrion organization. The coding region runs from base 32 to 1666 and encodes 544 amino acids. The transcript has 12 exons. Lineage: Eukaryota; Viridiplantae; Streptophyta; Magnoliopsida; Caryophyllales; Amaranthaceae. The record is from RefSeq and is a predicted model, not a curated record. Gene Ontology annotation, cellular component: mitochondrial inner membrane.